Molecule: messenger RNA, 267 nt
Organism: Paramecium primaurelia
Lineage: Eukaryota; Ciliophora; Oligohymenophorea; Peniculida; Parameciidae
Source: the annotation of a GenBank genome assembly
AUGGUUAAAAUUUGUAUGAUGGACUGGAACAUUCAGUUUUGCUUGGAUAUGUUUGGGUAUUAUACUUAAAUAAUAAACAUAAAUAUUAUUAUACCAUAUAACAUAGUUUAUAAAACAAAUCUUAUGUUUGAUCAUUAAAUUGAUGCCUCAUUUUAUCCAUAUCAUUUAUAAUAUAUAUAUAAUAUGGAUUAUAUGAGAAUUAAUGUAUUAGCUGCAACUGCUGCUUCUGCAUAAUUAUGGUAAUUCCAUAUAUAUGUCUACGAAUGA